UUUGUUCUUCUUCAAUCCAGAGUUCCACAGAAUAGCUCUUCCAUCAGAAAGUAAAAAAAUUAAAGAAAAAAUGUCGACGAUCCAUCCAGAUACUGAUCCCAACUAAACUAACAACGGCUAAAAAUUUAAAACCACCUUUCAAAUUUCCCACCCCAUCCUUUGCAUUUGAAAACCCUAAUUCUUCUCCCCCCCCCCCACCAGCCCUCGCAAUUCGACGAUUUAUUAGUAUUUCUGCAACAAUUGAUCUGAAUAUUUCAAACACGCACUCGAAGGAUACUAAAUCGAUAAUUGUAAAUUUUUACAAAAAUUUAGUGUAGGAUUUUGAUAUUUGAAGAUGUCGAUAGAUUUGAUACUGAAGCCGUCGUGCAGCGGCUGCGGGUCCACGGCGGAGCUGUACGGCAGCACGUGCAAGCACUUGACCUUGUGCGUUACCUGUGGGAAGACCAUGGCUGAGAAUCGCGCUAAGUGCUACGAGUGCGGAACCCCCAUCACUCGCUUGAUCCGCGAAUAUAACGUACGAGCUUGUUCUAGUAAUGACAAAAACUACUUCAUCGGCAGAUUCAUUACUGGUUUACCAAACUUUUCCAAGAAGAAAAGUGAGAAUAAGUGGUCUUUGCAGAAAGAAGGCUUGAUGGGGCGCCAAGUUACUGAUACCUUGCGGGAGAAGUACAAGAAUAAGCCUUGGCUGCUGGAAGAUGAAACGGGGACUCAGUACCACGGUCAACUUGAGGGUGCACAAUCAGCCACCUAUUAUCUCCUGAUGCUUCAAGGAAGAGAAUUUGUUGCCAUUCCUGCAGGUUCAUGGUACAAUUUCAACAAAGUUGCACAAUAUAAACAACUUACUCUUGAAGAAGCAGAAGAGAAGAUGAAAAAUAGAAGGAAAACUGCAGAUGGGUACCAGCGGUGGAUGAUGAAAGCAGCAAAUAAUGGACCAGCUGCAUUUGGUGAAGUUGAAAAAAUUGAUGACAAGGAAGCUGGAGCUGGCGGUGGAAGGGGACGCAAGAAAGCGGGGGGUGAUGAUGAAGAGGCUAAUGCAUCAGAUAGGGGUGAGGAAGAUGAAGAGGAAGAGGCUGCAAGAAAAAAUAGGCUGGGUCUCAAUCAAAAAGGUGGUGAUGAUGAUGAAGAAGGUCCAAGAGGAGGUGAUCUUGAUCUUGACGAUGAUGAUAUUGAAAAAGGUGAUGAUUGGGAGCAUGAAGAAAUCUUUACCGAUGAUGAUGAAACUUGUUAUACAGAGGAACGUGAAGAAUUGGCCCCUGAAAUUCCUGCUCCUCCUGAAAUUAAGCAGGAUGAUGAGGAUGAGGAAGAAGGUGAUGAAGAGGAGGGGGGAGGGUUAAGCAAAUCUGGAAAGGAGUUGAAGAAAUUGCUUGGCCGAGCUAAUGGGCUGAAUGACUCGGAUGCAGAAGACGAAGAUGAUGAUGACGACGAUAUGGAAGAUGAUAUUUCUCCUGUGUUAGCACCAAAACAAAAGGAAACUCUUAAAGAAGAACCAACUGAGAACAUCAGUCCACUAAAAUCAGCUGCUCCUGGACCUUCUCGGGGAACUCCUCCUACUUCAAAGUCGGCAAAGGGGAAAAGAAAAAGUAAUGGUGAAGAAGUGAAAGCGGCAAAUGGGACACCUCUUAAAAAAGUCAAAUCUGAAAAUGAAGUAAAGCCUGUUAAAAGUGAAAAUACUUCUGGCUCGAAGAAUACUGUGACUCCAAAAGCUGUAUUGCAACAGCCAUCUUCAAAGGCAGGGUCAACUCCUUCUGGUCCAGUCACUGAAGAUGAGAUUAGGGCUGUUUUAUUGCAGAAGGGGCCAGUGACUACUCAGGAUCUCGUUGCCAAAUUUAAAUCUAGACUCAAAACGAAAGAGGACAAGGAUGCCUUCGCAGCUAUAUUAAGGAGGAUUUCCAAGAUACAGAAGACAAGCGGGUCAAACUAUGUAGUGCUGAGGGAUAGGUGAUUUCUUGAAAAUUUACCCUUUUUCCUCGUGUACAAUAACAACCCGACAAUUGAGUCUGAAAACAAGCAAGUGACAAAUGUAGAGAUUGAGUGGACUUCAAGCUUUGUUAAUCUGGGUAUCUAUCUUAGCUUCUGUUUCCCGUGUUCCUAAUUUUGGCAGAGAUUUUUCGUUUGCUGGUUACAAGUUAUUGCUUGAAUGUUGUGAUAUGUGAAUUUUUUUGUUUAUUGAUGGUUCUCAA
This is a messenger RNA of Coffea eugenioides, 2180 nucleotides long. RefSeq names its product transcription initiation factor IIF subunit alpha. Gene Ontology annotation, biological process: transcription initiation at RNA polymerase II promoter; positive regulation of transcription elongation by RNA polymerase II. The transcript is spliced from 9 exons. Gene Ontology annotation, cellular component: nucleus; transcription factor TFIIF complex. Gene Ontology annotation, molecular function: DNA binding; RNA polymerase II general transcription initiation factor activity; TFIIF-class transcription factor complex binding. NCBI's taxonomy places the organism in Eukaryota, Viridiplantae, Streptophyta, Magnoliopsida, Gentianales, Rubiaceae. The coding region runs from base 335 to 1942 and encodes 535 amino acids. The record is from RefSeq and is a predicted model, not a curated record.